Molecule: messenger RNA, 3005 nt
Organism: Ectocarpus sp. CCAP 1310/34
Lineage: Eukaryota; Phaeophyceae; Ectocarpales; Ectocarpaceae
Source: the annotation of a GenBank genome assembly
AUGCGAGAUCAAUGGUCCAACGCCUACGGCAUGCACGGCUAUGAGAAGACAGACCACACACCACGGCUUCAAACCUCUCUCGAGUUCGCGAACCCCCCUCCGCCUUAUGAAUUCUUCGGCGCCGGACGACAGGCGGAUGUGCGGCCGUCCAGAGCUACCGGCACUAGCGGCGGCGGCGGCGGGCGAUGUUUCGGCAGGCUCGGGGGGGGGUGUUGUUCGACCUUGAGCGCGGCCGAGCUGAACGUUAACGUUAUCAACAACAACAAGAACGGAGUCGCGCCGGUGCGGAGGAGCAGCAGGGAAGCGGAGGGGCACGCGGCAAGAGGGGGAGGGAGCGCGUCGUCGGCUCUCUGCAUGUCCGCCGCCAGCACGGGGACAGCGGCUAACGACAUCACCAAGGCGGUCGACAACGCGAAACGUCUGACUGAGGGAGACUUGGCGAAUCUCGAGUUGGCGAAAGGGCCGGCAGAAUUGAGUCGACGUCGUGCGGUUCUCAACCAGGCCUACCAAGAGUGCGAGCGUAUCACGGGAAUAUUCGCCAAGACCUUUUACCUCGGGACCAAGUUCAUGUCGCCAGUGGCACGCAAGGCGGUGUGGGCUAUCUACGUGUGGUGCAGGCGCACCGACGACAUCGUGGACGGGCCCAGAGCCAUGGUGCGCGGCAAGAAGAGCAUGCAGAAGGACUUGACAGACUGGGCGACCCGGCUGGAUAACGUGUGGGAGGGCAAGCCCAGGGACGCGUUGGACCUCGCUCUGGUUGACGUGAGGGAGAACUACCCCACCCUUCCCAUCGCUCCGUUUAAGGACAUGAUCGACGGCAUGAUCAUGGACGUCCCCGGUAUCGGCAAGAACCGCUACCAGACCUUCGAAGAGCUCGAGCUCUACUGCUACCGCGUCGCGGGAACCGUGGGGCUGAUGGUGCUGCCCAUCCUGGGGACGGCGGACGGGGUGUCCGAGGAGGACGCGAAAUUUCCGGCGCUGUCCCUGGGCAUCGCGCUGCAGCUGACCAACAUCCUGCGGGACGUAGGAGAGGAUGCCGUACGGGGACGCAUCUACCUUCCGCUGGAGGACCUGGAAAAGUUCGGCGUAGAUCCCGAGAACAUCAUGAACGGCAUCCUCGACUCCAACUACAAGGAUCUCAUGCGCUACCAGAUCGCCCGCGCGAGAUUCUACUACAAGCAGGCGGCCAGGGGGAUCCCCAUGCUGUCCCCGGAGGGACGCCUGCCGGUGCAGGCUUCUCUGGACAUGUACGGUAAGAUCCUGACGGCGAUCGAGGGCAACAACUACGACAACUUUCGCAAGCGCGCGUACAUCUCCAAGACGGAGAAGCUGCUGACCCUGCCCUUCUCGUACGCCAAGUCCCUCAAUCCGGGCGAGAUCAACACGAACAUCGACGACAGCGAGUUCAAGUUGACCCGGUUCGACAAGCUGGAAAUGGAGCGCGAGGCCUUCCCCACGGGAGAAGACGACCAAUUUUAAGGGAUGGAUACUGUGUCACCGCCUGGGAGAAAUAAAACAAAACGCCGAAAUUGGACGAUGGGAGGGGGGGGGGGCAUCCGAAGAGAGGGAGGGGCGUGCGCGGCGGGGGGGGUAUACUCAUACUCAUAGUCGUGCAUGACGUUGUCGUUAGAGCAUUGACCUCGGCGUGCGCGGCGCGGGGGGGGUCCUUUUUACCAUAUCGAAGAGGCGUUUCGUGCACCAGGGCCGAGGAUGGGGAGGGGGUUGGGGGCUAAAAACCUUGAAUUGACGAAGUACGUCACUUCUCUCGCUACUUCCUCUGAUCGAUGUAUGAGAAUGUUGUCGGACGCUCGACCUCGCUGUCUGGGAAUCGAUUGUUUUGUUCCAGGCUGUGGUUUAGACGAAGGUAGCACAGAAGCGUUCGUGAACACGGGGCGGUGGAUUGUGCUGGAAAAGCCCGGGGCUUAAAGGUCGAAGAUAAGGCACUGGCUUGGUGUUGUUGUUUCGCGCAACGGGCAGGAUGAUCAUUCUAAAAUUUCGGCGCGAUUUUUUUUUUUUUCAUUCGUUGUUUGGGGACGUUUUUUUUGCCUUUCUCUCACAUUGGGUUACUCGUGUUGUUGCUGUAGAGUUGGGCAGGAGAUCUGUUUUUGUGUGUUUGGUUCCAGCUGGGGAGGAACCUCAAGCAUUUUGUGCAUGACGAUACUUACUCGCGAUCUGAUUGGAUGCAGCAGUAGUUUUGAGAGAGGAGGGGAAGGUGUUGGCACAGGAAAGCGUGGGCGCUUUUGUGUUAUGCAUACGUGGAAUUUAUCUGUGCAAACAGUAGGUCGUUAUCUGCUCUUCUUUUGGUCGAUUGCUACAUGUACCGCGAAAUAUAUCACCAUACACCAUACCUGAAGACACUUUCGUUCAUUGAUUCUGCAUCUUGCAAUAACGUGCGCGGUUGAUGCGGCGGUGAACAACUGCUGCUAUGGAAAACUAUUCAGAGGCCCUGUAGACCCUUGUUUGGGGGUCCGUUUCAUGUGCUAGACGAAGGACGUAGGAAAUUCAUCCGCCCACCACUAUCUCGAAUUCUCGGCAAAGAGGGUGGGGGAGGGGGACAGAUGAAGACUAAAUAGCUGGCUUCGAACCGGUGCAAAAAGUGAGCCAGACCCGUUCCUCCGGGAAAGAUUAAGGGCUGUGCUAUCACACGCGGUGUGCGUUUUGCGAUUUUAGAGUAUGCUUUUGAUGACUUGUCCCGGCGAUCGCUCGAUUGAAACUGGCCGUGUUCGCUGCGUGGAAACGAUUAUGAUCGUGGAGGGCGCAGGAGGUCAGGAAAGUCUAGACUAUAGUGGCACUCGUGUAGUUUGUGCGUUUGCCAUGUAGAUAGGCUGAGUCCACGCUGUUGUGCGCAUUUUGACGGACCACCGUGUUUUCUGACGACCAAAGCGAUGACGCUUUGGGGAGACGAAAAUGACAAGUGCUGUGCUCACCACAUCCACCCUUGGCCGCUGCUGCAAGCCAUCUAAUCUACAGCAAAACCCUCGCGACUUUAGUUCAUGUUUCCUCCA